UAGAUCGGCUUACUGUAAUCACCUGAGCGAAAUUAUUUAACGUGUCUACUUUGGUUUACUGAGCGAGCACAUUAAAUUAGACAGCAGACUGCAAGGGACCUCAACCCCCUCCAAAAGAAGGAAUUGAUUAGGUGGGGGGUGUUGAUCGCAUCAUGAGUGACGCGUUUAAAGUCUGCAAAACUGUCCUUGUAACCGGUGCUAACCGAGGCCUCGGUUUACAAAUAGUUAAACGCUUAGUAACUGGGGGAUGUUUUCCAGGAAAGAUCAUCGCUACUGCGCGCAAUCCGGAUGAAGCGAAGGAAUUACAGAGCAUGUCCAAGGACCACCCAAACAUACACAUUAUCAAACUUGAUGUUGUCAGUGAGGAGAGUAUAAAGAAGGCUGCUGUAGAGGUUGAACAAAUUGUGCAGAAGGAUGGCCUCAACUGCCUUAUCAACAACGCUGGCAUCAACAUCAUAGCCAACUUUGAAACAGUGACCGCUGAGAAAAUGUUGGAGAACUUUCAUACAAAUUCUGUAGGACCUCUCAUGAUCACCAAGGCGAUGCUUCCAAUGUUAAAGCUGGCUGCUGCAAAUGCAGUGGGAAUGGGCAUCCACCGAGCUGCAGUCAUCAACAUGACCUCACUUUUAGGCUCUGUUGAGCUCAACUGGGGAGAACGUGCUAAGGACUUUAAAUGGUACCCAUACAGAACAUCAAAGAGUGCACUGAACAUGAUCACUAGAUGUAUGGCAGUGGACCUGGAGGCUGAUGGGAUUCUCUGUGUGGCUAUUCAUCCUGGCUGGGUGCGCACAGAUAUGGGAGGUCCGGAGGCACCAUUGAGUAUAGAAGAGAGCAUUAGUUCUGUCUUGACUGUGAUUAAAGGCUUGAAUGAGAAGGACCAUGGCACGUUUCUGCAUUACACUGGUGAAGCUCUGCCAUGGUGAUUUUGCUGAAGAAAAUAUACAUUAUAAAUGAUAAAACUGCUAAAAGGUUUGUGUUAUUUGUUAGUAUGCUUCAUUUCGUUACUAAAUGUUCUCUAGGGGACUAUUCUAACCUUUCCAAGUUCAUUUGCAAUAGUUUGAGUAAUACUAAUUUUUAAAAAAAAAAACGAAACGAAAAAAACAAAACAAUACUGUCAAAUAUAAAAUAAAGGCAAACAAUAUAUAAAGAAAAAAAAAAUUUAGUGGCGGGCCGUGCUUUUGGUCCCUGGGCCUUCAGUGAGAUCUUACCCGACUAAAUCCACCUCUUAAUACCACCACUAUCAUGUUGCGAUUAUAGAAUUCAAUUCAAUUCAAUACAUUUUUAUUUGUAUAGCGCUUUUAACAAUGAAC
Molecule: messenger RNA, 1310 nt
Organism: Silurus meridionalis
Lineage: Eukaryota; Metazoa; Chordata; Actinopteri; Siluriformes; Siluridae
Exons: 6
Coding region: 153-923 (256 amino acids)
Source: RefSeq, a predicted model, not a curated record